Molecule: messenger RNA, 1572 nt
Organism: Lineus longissimus
Lineage: Eukaryota; Metazoa; Nemertea; Pilidiophora; Heteronemertea; Lineidae
Product: cartilage matrix protein-like
Exons: 11
Coding region: 86-1471 (461 amino acids)
Source: RefSeq, a predicted model, not a curated record
UAUUUUUAAUCAGUCCGUGGCAGGAGAUCCGUGGCUGCUACAUCGAGCAGCUUCUUUUAUCAGGCUACGAAGACAAACGCAAAAGAUGGCUCGACUUGGUUUGAUUCUGGGCGUCAUUUCCAUAAUUGGCCUCUCGUCUGCUGUUGAUGACAAAACGUUUUCAAGAGAUUCGGCGGGCAGGCCUAGUAUCGCUCUUUGCGGCCAUGCUGAUAUUGUGUUUAUGCUGGACGCCUCAGGUUCGGUUGGUUUAGAUAACUUUGAGACCAUCAAGCAGUUCACUCGAAGGAUGAUCGAGGGGAUGGUGAAGAUUAAAGCGGAGGCUUUACAGAUUGCAAUAAUGCAAAUCGGCAGCCUCAACAACACGGUUGAGCAUCUUCAUCUGAAUUCCUUCAAAUACCCCGAAGAGGUCAACCUGCUCAUUGCCACCCUUGAAGCGUUGCCUGGGCUUCAUCGUUUAGAAACCACCCGUACGGGGCAUGCGAUCGGGCAUAUGAGGCGCAACAGCUUCAAGAAGAAGUUUGGUGGAGGAACGCCUGACAGGAAGAAGAUUGCCAUUGUGAUUACAGAUGGGCGCACCAAGGACCCAGAAUCCCUAGCAAUGGAAGUCAAGGCUGCCGGUGACGCCGGCAUAGAAUUCUUUGCCGUGGGCAUAGGGCAUGACAUAGACUUGAACGAACUACUCACUAUCACUGGCGGGCGUCCCCACAGGGUUGUACUGGUGGACGAGGACAAGGAAGUACUCCUUGAUAAAAUUGAGGAACUCCUCAAGUUGCUUUGCGCAAAGAAGUGUCGCACUGUCGCCGACGCUGCGUUCAUCAUGGACGCGACAGGUAGCAUGGGAGGGAGCAACUUCGAGAUAAUUAAGACGAUUGUAUCCCAUGUUAUUGACGGUAUCGGCAUCGUCAACCCCUCCAUGAUUCAGGCUUCUGUGAUCAGAUUCGGACACGCGAAGAAUACGAAGGAGAUGAUUCACCUCAAUAGCUUCAGCAACAAGCAGGAUCUCGAUGACGCCUUGUUCGGCCUUGACAGGCUUUCACUCCGCGAGACGACCCACACGGCCAUGGCUAUUGGACUGAUGAAUGCGGAAACCUUUACCCGAGAGCAUGGCGCAAGAGAUUAUGCCCCGAAGAUUGCUGUGGUGGUCACUGAUGGAAUGGCAAAAGACAAAGCAGCGCUCCCAGACAUCCUCAAACUGACGAACGAGAUGGGAAUCCGUGUCUUCGCCAUAGGGAUUGGCGACGUCGAUGAGGAGGAACUAAACUUGAUUGGAGAUGGUCUGUAUUUCAAGGCAGAGGACUAUCAAGAUAUCGUCCCUGUUCUCAGUAAUGCGCUGGGGCAUGUCUGUGCGUAUCUUGAGAGCAAGACACUGGCGAUAUUGAAGGCGAACCUGGCCAAGUCAGUCACCGACAAGUGGAGGCUUAGUAAAGUGGUCACUCAUAUCCAAGAUACUGUGGGUCAUCACCUACCCUGAAAGCAUUAUGAGGCGUCGAGGAAGACGGCUUUGGCCAGAAGACACCGGCUACGCUCAACAAGUAUAAUUGUCGUGAUGUCAUUGUCAAUUGUUCCCGUUUG